Messenger RNA from Pygocentrus nattereri (red-bellied piranha), 1379 nucleotides. It is a transcript of the gene epsti1, whose product is annotated as epithelial stromal interaction 1. NCBI's taxonomy places the organism in Eukaryota, Metazoa, Chordata, Actinopteri, Characiformes, Serrasalmidae. The record is from RefSeq and is a predicted model, not a curated record. The coding region runs from base 165 to 1253 and encodes 362 amino acids. The transcript has 11 exons.
UCUCAUUAAAGUGGAUGUCACAGUCGAAACUGAAUGAGGACACACCUCAGUUAGGCUGGCAGAAGCUCUACUUCUCUCUCUACUGAUUCUGUAGUAGCGACUUAGGAAAGGACUAGCUCAGAAGUCAGUUUUAUUCCUGUACAUACUUGAAUUACGUUCAACUCAUGAAUCCAAAUCCCAACGGUGACAUUUGGUCUGGAAUUAAUAACGAAGUGGACGACAUGCAGCCUGGUGAGAGUGGAGAUUCCCUCAACAACAACCCAAACCCCGAAAACCCCCCAGACACUCAGGCUCCAGUAGCUCGGACACCGACACACUCUGAUGGAUACAGCAUCAUACCACCAAAUGAAUCAAGACGGAGCAAACUGCAGAGGAUGGCUAAGAAAGAGCUGGAUGAUCUGAAUAAAUGGAAGGAGGAACAUCGGCCUGGCCCCAUUCACCUGGCCCCAGAGAAGCUAGGUGGCGGUGUAUCCUUGGCAGAGGUCAGACAAAGACAGCAGGUGGAGGCCUGCCAAUCAAAACUCCAAAAGAAGCUCAAAAAAGAAGAAAUGGACAGAAUCAGAAAACAGGCAGAAGAAGAGGAGAAUCAGAAGAAGAAGGCCAUUCAAAGGGAGAAGGCCAAUAACCUAGAGUUGAGGAAAAGGCAGGAGGAUGAACGGAGAAAGGAGCUGUACCAACAUGAUCUACAAAUGAGAAGAGAAGAACACCUUCAAAAGCUUGAGAUGUUCAGCUCAGUUCCUAUGGCAGCGAGUAACUCCACACCAGCGUCAUCUUGGGCUCGAGGGCAUGAGUACAAGGAAGCCAGGAAGGCUGAGGAGCAGGAUGCACUGGAGCAGAUGAAAGAGCAGCAACGGAGAAAGAGUGAAAUUCUGGAGGAAAAACAAAAACAACAGGAGGAGGACAGGAAGAGCCGAAUGGAAAGUGAACAUCUGCGGGUGAACUUGGCCUUUCUAGACAGACUGGAGGCGAGAGGAUCAGGUAGAGUGUCUGAGUCCAAUUCCUGCAUCCCAGAGGGUGGUAACAUCUGGCAGAUGGAGGAACCACAGGACCCUGCCUCAUCCCCGGUGCCCUUCCCAUCACAGGUCCACACUGACAGCGCAAAGGAGGAGGAGGAGGAGGAGGAUACUGGCUAUGAAUGGACUGUUAUGAGGCUUCAAAGUAACUUCCCUUACUAUGAGCGAGAACUCCUGGAAGACAUUGUUUCCCAGUGUAAUGGCAAUUAUCAGCAAGCUUAUGAUCUUCUCAAUGUUUAAAUGAGAACAUCAUUGGUUCAACCCUAUGAACAAGGAGUAAAAGACAAAAAUAAUAUAACGCUGCAUUAGCCCUACAUGGGUGGGUUUCAGAGAAAGAUCAAAACAAUAAAUACAUGUUACAAUAAA